UAAAGAAAAACAAACCAAAUAAAUACAUCUUCUUCCUCUUCUUCAUCUUUUUCAUAGAAUCUGGUCUCCCAAAAGUCACACUCUCCACCCCCAUAAUCUCACUCUGCACCAACACCCACACAACAACACACACACUCUUCCAUCAAUCUCACCCCUUUUCCCCCUUCAACUCAAACCCUAAUCCCCAAUCCCCAAACCCUAAUCCCAAUUAUUCAGAUCUCAAUCAAAUCAAUCCAUUCAUGGCUUCUCACACAAACCCAAACCAGCAACCAGCCGGACCACCAUUCGAUCCUCCACGUUUCUUCGCCCCAUCAUCUUCCCCACCACCAAACCCCAACACCCUUUACCCUCCACCGUCUUCCGCCGCCUCAUACCCACCACCCACCGUCACCGGCACCGUCACCACUGGCGGCACAUACUCCUACACCCCUCAAUCCCCAAUCUACCACCCCCAAUUCCACAUCCCAUCACCCCAAUUUCAUCCCCCUCUUCAACCCCCAAACCCUAACCCUAACCCUAAUCACGGAGUUCGAUUGAUGGCCCUAUUGAGUGCCCCACCGGCUGCAGAAUCAUCAGCACCUGUGGCUCAAUCUUCUAGCCCUAUGGUUACAUUGAAUUCUGGGUCUGGGCCAUUGAGGAUGCCCAGUAGUAAGCUUCCAAAGGGGAGACAUUUGAGUGGUGAGAGUGUUGUGUAUGAUAUAGAUGUGAGGUUGCCUGGUGAGGUGCAGCCUCAGCUUGAGGUUACGCCGAUUACCAAGUACGGGUCAGAUCCCGAGCUUGUUUUGGGUAGGCAGAUUGCGGUUAAUAAGAGUUAUGUGUGUUAUGGGUUGAAAUAUGGGGCGAUUCGGGUUCUUAAUAUCAAUACGGCUUUGAGAUCAUUGUUUAAAGGUCUAGCUCAGAGGGUUACAGAUAUGGUUUUCUUUGCCGAUGAUGUUCACCUUUUAGCUAGUGCAAGCAUGCAGGGACGAGUUUAUGUGUGGAAAAUUAUGGAAACCACGGAUGAGGAUGAUAAACCGCAAAUCACAGGGAAUAUAGUUAUUGCAAUUCAGGUUGUAGGAGAAGGCGAACCUGUUCAUCCUCGUGUUUGUUGGCACUGUCAUAAACAAGAAGUUCUUGUUGUUGGAAUUGGAAAACGUGUUUUGAGAAUUGAUACUACAAAGGUUGGGAGAGGUGAAGUCUAUUCUGCAGAGGAACCUCUUAUAUGUUCGGUUGAUAAAUUGAUUAACGGAGUUCAGCUUGUUGGUAGUCAUGACGGUGAAGUAACAGAUCUAUCAAUGUGCCAAUGGAUGACUACUCGUUUGGUUUCUGCUUCAGUAGAUGGAACGAUAAAGAUCUGGGAAGAUCGAAAGUCUUCACCAAUUGCUGUAUUGAGGCCACAUGACGGUCUGCCAGUCAACUCUGCAACAUUUUUAACAGGCCCACAUCGCCCAGAUCACAUCAUACUUAUCACUGGGGGUCCAUUGAACCACGAAGUGAAAAUAUGGUCCUCAGAGGGUGAAGAAGGAUGGUUACUCCCUAGCGAUGCUGAUUCAUGGCACUGUUUACAAACGUUGGAGUUAAAGAGCUCUUCUGAAUCUCGACUUGAAGAUGCAUUCUUCAAUCAAGUUGUUGCAUUAUCUCAAACGGGCCUUUUGUUACUAGCAAAUGCAAAGAAAAAUGCUAUUUAUGUUGUUCAUUUGGAAUACGGGCCCAACCCAGAAUCAACUCGCAUGGAUUACAUUGCGGAAUUUACGGUUACUAUGCCCAUUCUGAGUUUUACAGGCACCAGUGAUUUAUUACCGAACGGUGAACAGAUUGUUCAGGUUUAUUGUGUCCAAACACAGGCGAUUCAACAAUAUGCUUUAGACAUGUCUCAAUGCUUACCACCUCCAAUUGACAACAACUCUUAUGAGAGACAAGAUUCAACCGUUAAUGUUUCGGAACCUUCUAGAAGUAAGACAGAAACAUCUUUGGAGGUCUCGGUACCUACAUCUGAUGGUGCUUCCCUUCCAAGGCAGCUCUCGAGCUCUCCUUUGACGGAAGCUUCUAUUGAACCGCCUCCAGUAGCAUCAAGUCCUACUUUGACCCGUGAACUUUCUGAUUUGAAAAGUCCAGCUGGCGGUCAUGACUCUGAUGAGAUGAAAACCAUUGAAUAUUCAGUUGAUAGACACGUUGACGCCUCGGUGGCGACUGAUUCCGUAACUGAUGAAACCAAGUUUAAGCAUCCGACUCAUUUGGUGACGCCUGCUGAAUUGAUGGCCACAUCAUCAUCUGAAAUAAGUCACGUUACUGAGCAGAAAGAUGACAUUGAUUAUAAUGUAUUGGAUGUGGUUUCAGUUUCUGAUCCACAGAACGUUGAGCUAGAGGUCAAGGUUGUUGGUGAAACAGGAAAAAGUCAAACUAUUGAACCCGUUUCGGUUUCUCAAGGAGAGAUUCAUGGUUUUGCUUCACAGGCAUCAGAUUUCGGCCGAGCUGUGUCUGUGGAAACCUAUAUUGUUAACGAGUCGAAGCAAAUUGACGGGUCAGGUGGUCAAAAUGAAAGUCAAGAUUCGAAAACUGAUGCGUCUGAGACUCUUGUAUCCAAAACAGUUGACUCCACGGGCCCCGUGCUAUCAACCAAAGGGAAAAAACAGAAAGGAAAAAGUGGUCAACAGGCAAACCUGUCUUCUAGUGCUUUUAAUUCAACGGAUUCUUCUAUUGAACCGGGAAUCAGUUCAAGUGUUCCCUCUGUUGAAUUGAUACUUUCACAACUUCAUUCUAUGCAAGAAAUCAUUACUCAGGUCUUAGCGAAUCAAAAGGAGAUUCAAAAGCAGAUUCCGGGAAUGGUGGCAGUACCAGUUACAAAAGAAGGCCGGAGAAUUGAGGCAGCGAUAGGAAAAAGCAUGGAGAAAACGUACAAAAGUAAUUCUGAUGCUCUUUGGGCCCGCACUCAAGAAGAAUUUACAAAACAAGAAAAGUCAAACCGAGAUCGAAGUCAACAAGUUUUGGGUUUGGUUACAAAUGGCUACAAGGAUUUGCUUGCUGCUUUGGAGAAAAUGUUGAAGAAAGAAACAUCUGCACUCGUGCCGGCUAUUGUGCGCUCGCUUUCUCCGGUUAUUGAAAAAACAGUGUCUACAGCAAUCACAGACGCUUUCCAGAGAGGGGUGGCUGAUAAGUCUGUAAACCAAUUGGAGAAAUCGAUAAACUCUAAGCUUGAAGCUAGCGUUGCUAGGCAAAUUCAAACCCAGUUUCAAACUUCUGGCAAACAAGCACUACAGGAAGCACUUAAGUCGAGUAUAGAAGCAUCUGUUAUUCCUGCUUUUGAGAUGUCUUGCAAGGCCAUGUUUGAUCAAGUUGAUGCUACAUUUCAAAAGGGAAUGAUCGAACAUACAAGUACAGCUCAGCAGCAAAUCGAGGCCGCUCAUUCUCCUUUAGCCAUGACUUUGAGGGAUGCCAUUAAUUCAGCAUCAUCCGUAACUCAAACCUUGAGUGGUGAAAUAGCCGAAGGUCAAAGGAAGUUGGUAGCUCUUGCACUUGCAGGGACAAAUCCAGAAUCAGUCAACCCAUUGAUGACUCAAAUAAACAAUGGACCAAUUGGCAGUUUCCACGAGAAGAUCGAACCACCAGUGGAUCCAACGAAAGAGCUUUCUAGACUUGUAUACGAGCACAAAUACGAAGAAGCUUUUACUUCCGCCCUUCAAAGAAGCGAUGUCAGGAUCGUGUCUUGGUUAUGCUCUCAGGUUGACUUACAGGGGCUAUUAGCAAGAAAUCCUUUGCCUCUUAGUCAAGGAGUACUGUUAUCUCUGCUGCAGCAGUUGGCUUGUGACAUUGGCAAUGAUACAUCAAAGAAACUCGCGUGGAUGAUGGACGUGGUGGUGGCGAUCAAGCCAUCGGACGGGAUGAUAGCGAUGCAUGUACGACCCAUAUUUGAUCAAGUUUAUUCUAUUCUAAAUCAUCAAACAAGUGUUCCGACCACUUCAGUGUCUGAGCUGUCGAGCAUACGGGUCGUUAUGAAACUCAUCAACUCCACACUCAGGACCCUGUAAUUAAUUGAUAUAGAUAUAUUUACAGAGGACUGUGUGUACAAAGUUUUGGGAGUUUUUUUAAGGGUAAUGACUGUUUGCACUUGGAGUUGUUUAGAUCAGUUUUAGGGGAUUUUGUUUUGUUAUUAUAUUAUGGAUGGUUUAGGUCUUAUAUUGAUUUAAAAAUUGUACAUUUGUUCUUUACUUGUUUGUUAGUUUCUUUAGAGGUCUGUA
This is a messenger RNA of Helianthus annuus (common sunflower), 4214 nucleotides long. Its product is annotated as enhancer of mRNA-decapping protein 4. The transcript is spliced from 12 exons. The record is from RefSeq and is a predicted model, not a curated record. Gene Ontology annotation, cellular component: P-body. Lineage: Eukaryota; Viridiplantae; Streptophyta; Magnoliopsida; Asterales; Asteraceae. Gene Ontology annotation, molecular function: protein binding. Gene Ontology annotation, biological process: deadenylation-independent decapping of nuclear-transcribed mRNA. Bases 240 to 4004 code for a protein of 1254 amino acids.